CAUAUCAAUAAAAAGUUAAUUUAAAGUCUAUCAGUGACGCUAUUUAAAUGCUUUAUUUCAGAGAUGUCAGACGACACAGAACUCAGCACGUACUUGCAGAGAUUUAUUCGGUAUAUAUGUAGUGUCUGUGAGGGCCACUGUUGAAAUGUAAAUUUGUAGAUGUAAACUGGAGACAAUGCAAGGAAAUGGGAAGCCCCUUCUCUAUAGUCCAGGUUUCCAGAAGUUUCCCGGAGAACCGAUGUGAGGGUAGAGGCACUGAGCUUGUUAAAAUUCAGUUUAAAUUUCAGAGCUAUAUAAACCUAUUUGGCAUUUUGGGCACAGGAAUAGGGGGCUCCGAAAGCAAUGGCUGAAGCAAUACCUCUCAGAGAAAAGAAACAGAAAACUCUUCCCCGGUCCAACGGGUGUGGUCUCUCUGGCAGCGAUGGUCUGGAUUCGUCUGGAGGGCUGAGGAUAGUUCUGGUGGGCAAGACUGGAUCUGGAAAGAGUGCUACAGGAAACACAAUAUUGGGCAGAGCUGCCUUCAAAGAGGACCCCAGCCCUAUUUCUGUGACCCAACACUGUGAGACGCAGAGCGGGGUGGUGGACGGAACCAAGGUCCAAGUCAUAGACACUCCAGGGCUGUUUGACACAGCUGUCUCUGCGGAAGAAUUAAAAACAAAAAUAGAGGAGUGCGUCAAGUUGUCAGUUCCUGGCCCACAUGCUUUCCUGUUGGUAAUCAGACUUGGAGUAAGGUUCACAGAGGAGGAGAGAAACGCUGUUAAGUGGAUCCAGGAGAACUUUGGAGAUGAUGCCUCCAUGUACACAAUCAUGCUGUUCACAUGUAAAGACCAGGCGAAGGCUGACAAUGCUCUGAAGGAGUGCAAGGAACUACGGAGGCUGUCCAUCACGUUUGGACGCAGAUACCACGCCUUCAACAACAACGACGCAGAUGACCGCAUCCAGGUGGAGGAACUGGUAACCAUGAUCAAAGAAAUGAUACAAGAAAAUGGGGGUAAACACUACACCAACGAGAUGUACGAGAAAGCGCAGAGAAAGCUAAGAGAGGAAGAGGAGAGGAGGACAGAGGAGGAGGAAAAGAAGAAAGAGGAAGAGAGAAAAAUGUGGGAUGCUGAGAGGGAGAAGAUAGAAAAAGAGAGGGAGAAAGAGAAAAAGGUUCGCAGAAAGAAUAUACGUGUGGCAUCAGCAGCCGGUGUUGUGUUGGUGUUAGCUGGAGUGGUCAUAGCAAUAGGAGCAGAUAAAACAGUGGCCCUGGCUCUAGGAGCUCCAGCACUCAUACUAGGAGUAUUCUGUGGUUUAGCUGCGAUUUGCAUAUGGAAAAGACUCAGCUGCAAAGCUAGAAAAAAUGCUCCCGUAUAAAUAAGUGCAGUUACAACCGUUUAUAUGUGAUGCAUUCUACAGCAGAAAUUACAGCAGCACCCCUCACGAGGUAUUAGUAAUACAGACAUUACGGUUACUUGUAAGGCUGAGAAUGUUGUUGUUUUGUCCUGCUCUUCACUUCCCAGUUUUUUUUACACUAACACCAAUGCAUCACAAUAAGUGUAUGUUCAGUAAGCUCAUGGAUAAGCGAAAAGACUGUUUUCUAAUAAGUCAAAAAGCUUUUGAUUGUUCACCUGUUUAGAGAAUUCUCAUAAGACUUCAUCAUUAAAUGCCUAUUAAAUGUGACUGUUUGAAAUGUUGUCAUUAUUUCAACAAACCUGUUGUUUGACAUGUUGAUUUUUUUUGACUAGGGAUAUCUGACAAUUUUGCUAGUAUCAUGUUAUCAAUUUAAUAUUUAAUAAAUUAUGUAGAAUGUCAUCAAAGAUAUUCCUAAUAUUGAUCACUUUGUGCUUCCUUAAAUGGAUGUGAUGUGAGGUGUUGUUUCCCGCUCUGCUUUUUUCUGAACAUUACAUACUGACUUCCUUUAAGGAAAUGGCAGAC
Lampris incognitus (smalleye Pacific opah) is the source of this 1917-nucleotide messenger RNA. Its product is annotated as GTPase IMAP family member 4-like. Gene Ontology annotation, molecular function: GTP binding. The coding region runs from base 343 to 1356 and encodes 337 amino acids. The record is from RefSeq and is a predicted model, not a curated record. The transcript is spliced from 3 exons. Lineage: Eukaryota; Metazoa; Chordata; Actinopteri; Lampriformes; Lampridae.